Bolinopsis microptera is the source of this 6075-nucleotide messenger RNA. RefSeq lists its product as uncharacterized. The record is from RefSeq and is a predicted model, not a curated record. The transcript has 10 exons. Lineage: Eukaryota; Metazoa; Ctenophora; Tentaculata; Lobata; Bolinopsidae. Bases 2770 to 5253 code for a protein of 827 amino acids.
AGCCAGGAGUUCUAACUCCACACAGUUAUAACGUCGUAAUACCCCUUUGGCUUUAUGUUCGAAUGUUAGGUCUUUUAUGUGUUCGUUCAUAAUAUGACGUACAUACCAAUUACCAAAGCUAGUAAAUUACCGGAUGUUUUAUUAUAAUUUUUGGCAUCGUUCAGGUUAUUGCUAUUGUUUCUCGUUUACUGUAAUCAGCUAUAUCAACGACUCUAACAACUUCCAGUGAAGCAGCAAGGACUCCAAAAAUUUCGAUAAGACAUGCCAGGAAAUCAGUGUGAUCCAGGCUUUGAGAGAAACACUACAAAAAGGUGCUGACAGUAAAACAUACACAUAUCGAUAAGUCCCUGAACGGAGGAGUUAGGACUAAGAGCCGUGUUUAUUGGUUGUUUGGAGGGUCUCCAGUCACCUGAUAGGUCCGUAGCCCUGAUAAUAGCACCUGAUAGGUCUAUAUAUCCCUGAUAGAGCCGUCUGUAUGGCUGAUAUCCUGGUUAGACUCGCCUUGUGGGCUAGUGUCUCGGAUACAGGCAUCGUUCACGAUAUCGUCACUUUAAUACAGUCGUAAUGUAUCUAUUAGAUAGUAUCUACUUUGAACUAGCCUAAAUUAACAGCAGUUUUACAGUGCUUCUAGUCCCCGCUACUCGUGGGGAAAGCACACACAUUAUUUUUUCUAGUCGUAUUAGUCCUAAACUCAUCUCCUGAUCCGGUUAUAAUACCUCUAAAAGAGUUAAAGUGUGUCACUGCUGUGUACUACUUAUUAUUUCAAUGUUUUCCUCCCCGGAAGUCGUCAUGAUAUACGACAGUCUGAUCUCGUAGAUGUGCACUGUGUAUGGGGUAUUCUGGUAAUAUGUGAUAUGUGUAGAGGCCAGUGUAGAGAUUACAAUGCCCAUACCAACAUGCCAGCUCUACAACUGAUCAAUUGGCGCUUGUUUUUAUGUCACUUUGUGUAAGUAGGCACUUCAAUAUGACGUGGUAAACUGGUGUAGUUAUUUUGUAUUUUUAUUAAAUUAAUACAUACUUUAUUUAAAGCUUGGUGUUUCCAUGGUGGUAGUUUUUAUUGAUGUCUUGAUUCUAGAUCCCCUAACGUUAUCCACUUAACUGUUGAUGGACUUAAUUAAGUAUUAAUUAAUUAAUUAAGUAUUUUAAACCUGUUCUGCCACACUGAAUUCGACAAACCCCUGCGUUCAUUAAGAAAGCUUAUUCGUAUAGCUUACUACUCUGUUCUCGGCUCUUUUACUACUCUAACUUACUACUAUGUUAAAAAAACUUAAUAAAGUCUUAAAAAUUUCACCUAAAGUCGUACACAUUUAAACUUUUCCCAAUAUAAUAAUUGGAUCUCUGCCACACUGAACUUGACAAACCGAAUCAGCGAAUACCAAGCAAUAAUUAUUGUGAUCUAAUACCCCCGCGUUCUUUAAGAAAGCUUAUUCCUAUACAGUCGGGCCCUAUACUACAGCUUCCUACCCUGUUCUUGUCUCUUUUACCACUUACCACUAGGUUAAACAUUACACCCAAUCACCUAUAUUAAAGGCUACUACCUGUAAAUUCCUGUAUCAUCUGUGAUGUACCAACUUCCAACAAAGUAUUUCGCAAAUUAGGUGCAGUCCUUCAGAAUAGGUUCACAGGAAAAUUCUCAAGGAUUCUCUUUGCUUCGUGCUACGGCCAGGAAUACCAUUGGAAUGUUAGAAAUUCGAAAUUACAACACCCGAGUUAUUGGAUAACUUAAAGUUUUAUCUGGGUGUGCUUAAUUUUGUACUAUUUUUAGUUAAUUUUAGAGCUACACGGUUCAUCCGGGGUUUGGUACUAUCUUCACCUUACUUAUAUUACUUUGCGUACCCUAUAUAAAUGCAAAAUAAUUUAAUUUAAAAUUCCAGAUCAUCGGGAAGGGUACUAAUUGUUAUCGCUAAUUAUGUAUGAAUUCAAAUUGACAGUGGACCAACAUGCCCACUCGCUGUCAGUUAUUCUGGACUCUCACUUUAUGACGGACCUUAUAUGACCGAUAGUAUGACCGAUAUUACAUUUGAUGUUCAACUCCAUUUGGGAGCAUUCAGAAACUUUGCAUUUGAUAUCUGGUAUAGUAUUGGCUUUUAAGUUUUAUUGUCCUGGCAAUUUUGCAGUAUUUAGCAAUUAGAUUUAUUCGCUAGCGGCUAGUGGCUCGUUAGGCUCUUGACCAUUUUUAACAGGUGGUAUGGAACGUGAUUUAAUAGUUGUACCUUCCUGUAUAUAUACAGGUCUUUUGGUUGUGUUACUACGUUUUAAACUGAAAUUCCAAUCAGUCACCAGAUGUCAAUAACUUAGCGACAUUAUCAAAGUGGAAAAUUUUGGCUUCCACACUUUGAACGUAGACAUUUUAGAGACACGUUAUUUAUUUUGAUUUCAUUGAUUUUCAAAAAGCCUUCGAUUCUGCCAGGCAUUAGAUUAAUAUAUUAUAUCUAAUUCGCAGUUUUUAAGUUGUUAAAAGCAUCCAUUUCACAUUGUACCAGCUUUUAUACAUUAACACGUUUAAUAAAGUAUCGGUCUGUCGCCCGUCCAGACUCGUGCUGUACAACGUGCCGUACAACGUGCCGUAGAACGUGCUAAUUGCUAUCAAGGUUCGAACAUCAGUUUCCAGGCAACAACCAUACUCUAUCUUUCUCUUAGGGUUUGGGCACCAAAACGGCUUCCUCUCUUUUCUUUUGAGUUCGGUUACCCAACAACAGCGGUACCCUAUUUUAACCUGAGGGUCCGGUUGUUUGGGACUCGGAAUGAGCGUAAACUGUGCGGUUCAACAUGGCUACAAUUCAAGUAAAGGGUAACAAAAACAGUAAUAGAAACGAGUACAAUCAGAAACGUCUGGUAACGCGCCGUAAGAAGAGCUCAAGUCGCCUAAUAUCCGAGGACACAGCGCUAGGUAUAAGAUCAGAGAGGAGCAGCAGUUCUUCUUCAGAAGAGGAGGAGCUAAUCAAGACCCGUCUUGGUGACACCCUAGAAGACAUCAGAUCUGAUACACCACGCACACAAGGUGACAAGAACCUAAACAGUAACCUAAACAGACAGCAGUCAGAACGGCGGAUAUCUCGGCGAGACAUAGUCGCACUGCUGGACGAACAGAGAUCUUUUAGGGAGGAACUUGAGGACAUCAACAAAACCAACUUCAACCUAGAACACCUUCUGUCAAAUUGUGCAUUGAAGGUAGAAAAUCUCAACAGAAAACUACUGCUUGUUGAGUACGAACUGUCCGAUAUCAACGGAGCAGAUUUCAGCAACAUUAACAGAGCUGACUAUAACAAUCGUGAUCAGCCGGAGAUGAAGUGGAAGGAAAGCAAGGAGAAAAGAGAAGAGAAGGGGAAGGAAGGGUGUGUGGAAGAGGAGGAGGAACUCCCUAGAAGCGGCCCACUGAGAAGAUCGGAGGAGAAAUGGGACUUAGCAAGUCCCAGUCCAACUUUCGACCAUGGCAGACACAAGUUGGAGAAAUACGCCAAAAUCCACGGUAUUGUAAAGGUUGAGAUCGAGAUGUAUAGCAGUGCUGACGAUUUCGAGACCACCACUGAUAACAAGGAGUCGGAGGAGUUAGAGAAUUUUCUUGAAGAUUUUAAGACAAACAGCGAUUCUGAAAACACCUUUUCUUAUGGUGACAAGGACAAAACCAAUGAACGUAAUGGGGGCGUCCUCGAGAAAAAAGCUGAAUUGAGGAAAGAAAUUCCAUCAACCAGCAAACCUUUCCGAUUUAGCACUCGAGAUGAACUUGAUGGACCCAAGGACACGUUCAAAAUUGAUCACAACAUUCAUCCUAAUCCAGUUGAUGAUUCUUCUGAAAGAUCAAAAUCCGAUUCAGUUCACCAUCAGCCCUCAUCUGCAGCUGUCGAGUACAGUCUGGUUGAUCCAGACAAAGAUAUCUUCAGCCAAAGCAUUCACAGCAAUGACACUUUAGAGCAAAUCAAUAUAGUAUUCCCAGCUGAAGAUCCACCUCCCAGUAGUAGAAUGGCUAAAACAAGCAGUACUGUUGACAUGGCAACAGUUAUACCGGACAAAGAGCAAGACUUGUUGGCUGGCUGGAUGGACGUAGGUACCACGCUGCUGGGGGAGGAGGACGGUUUGGGAGGAAGUUGGGUGGACGAUGUGUUGAGACAGUAUGACAGGGAGAGCAGUAGAGAAAGAGAGAGUCUCUCUGAAACUGCGCUCAGUAACGGCUUAGAUUUUAGACUGGAAACGAUGUCAUCCUCUUCAUUUUUCUCGGAAGGUGAUGAUCGAGUCAGACAUGGAGAAGAACCAUCCUCGCUAGAGAAACGGAUAUCGGAUAAGAAUAAUGGUUACUCUGAGCCAGAGAUGUCAAGACAUGAAUCACCAGAUUAUGACUCUGUCUUCAGUCCAAAUGCAGAUAACGAUUGGCCAGGUCCUGGAGAAUUUGAUCUCUCACUGGAGGCUGGGAAGAUUAGUCCCGAUAAACCAUUUAUGACUCCAAACUCAACGAGAUCCUCGGUGGGCAAAAAAGAUUCGAACUCAAGACGUUCAUCAGCUGAUCAUGCGAAGAUUCCGGAGUCGAAUUCAAGAAGAUCUUCCGUCGACAAAAAACUUUCAACUUCAAGCUCCAGACGAUCUUCACUUGAUAAUCGAAUUUCUACUCCUGAUUCCUCAAGGUCAUCUCCAGGAAGACGAGGAUCCUCGCCAGACUCACGAAGACCGACUCCGGAUAUACGGAGCUUCACUCCGGACGUGAUACCGGAAGAAACCAUUGCGGAUCUUCCUGAAGCUGAUGACAAUCACGAAACUGCUAAAGCGAAAUAUUCAACCAGUGACGUAUUCAACGAUCCUUGGCUAAACUCUAUUUCUAGCAUAAACGACCUGAAGAAAUACACGGAGAAAGAAGAAGUUGUUGCUGACGAGGCUGAGAUAAAACAACAAGAAGAUGACGAAUUGGAUGCGUUAUUGGCGGAUCUUGAAAUAACAGUAGAGGACAUAAAUAAGUCGUACAACACCCCGACUAUUAGGAUAGAAUCUGGUGUUGAGGAUGGUGCCAAUCUUACUCUUAAAAGACACAGGGACGACGAGAUAGAACCGAACUCUCCAUCACCCUUCACGUCACCCAUGACAGAAACAGACGGGUCCGAGUCGAUGAGUAACUUUGGACUGGACAGACAAAACUCCCGAUCUCACAGCAUCUUCGACAUGGAGGACUCGGACGAGGAACGGCGCCGCAAGUGGAGGGAACGACCCUUCCCCAAGCGGGCAGCUCGCAGCUUCUUUGCAAGGUUGUGCGCAUGUUGGCACCAUUGAAGCAAGGAUUGGUAGAGACUGACAUUAUGAAGCUAGCGAAGCCAUCUGCCUAUCACUGGCGUCAACAAAUUCAGCUCAAGAUAAUCCAACAGAUAUACGACAUGCUCAAAAUGUAGCAAACUUCAUUUCGUCCUCUUUCCGAGACCUAACUAGGUGGAAUCUUGCAUGUCAUAGCCAUGAUGUAUUUCUGACUUCUAAUUAAUGUACAAAGAUAACAAAGAAAAGAUCAGGAUCGAGUAAAGAAUGUGUGUUAUUAACGCUGCUCAAAUAAUAUCACUCAUUUCGAGAUUUGGUAUAAAUAUAAAGAUAUUUUAACAAUUUGGUGAAAUGAGUAUCAUCAUCAUAUGCCUUGCCUUUCACUCUGGAUAGAGAACCUUUUUUUCCAUAAAAAGGAUUAUCUAUAAUUCGUCUGCACACCUGCACUCAACUGAUGAGCAGUGCCUACCAGCACUGUGAUGAUAUAAACAAUGGUAUUUUACGGAAAUUCUUCAACGACAGAACACGCAACUAUUCCAAAAAUUCAAUUCAGAAUUGACUCAUUAGAUGACGUAAUGGUUAGGAAUGUCGAAUGUGCUCACUGUCGUUUUCUGUCGUUCAUCACGAAUGAUUUUCAAGUUUCUUGAGUAUUCUUGGAGCUCAUAAAAUGGUGACAGACUUCAAUAUUGAUUGGUAAAGAAAAAUUUGUUUUUUGUGCAAUUUUAGCUUUCAAUUUUGAUUCGAAGACUUGAUUUUUGUGAUGAUAAUUUAUUAUUUUCUAGAAUUUAUUUAUUUGUUAUGUUAAUUAACCGUUAAUUAAGUACAAAAAUUUCGAUAUUUUAUAUA